Molecule: messenger RNA, 555 nt
Organism: Iphiclides podalirius (scarce swallowtail)
Lineage: Eukaryota; Metazoa; Arthropoda; Insecta; Lepidoptera; Papilionidae
Source: the annotation of a GenBank genome assembly
AUGGUUAAACAAUUUGAAGAAGUACGCGACCAUCCUGUACCUAAAGCAAUAUUUUACACUUGUAUGGACAGCAGAAUGAUCCCGACGAGAUUUACUGAAACGAGUGUUGGAGAUAUGUUUGUCGUACGGAAUGCUGGAAAUUUAAUUCCGCACUCUCAACAUUUUGGGGAUGAAAUGACUAGUUGUGAACCAGCCGGUCUGGAGCUCAGCUGUAUUAUUAAUGACAUAAGGCAUGUGAUAGUUUGUGGACAUAGCGACUGCAAAGCGAUGAACCUUUUAUAUAAACUGAAAAGUGAAAAGGAAUCUAAUAUUGAACAAAGGCGGAUAUCUCCACUUAAGUCGUGGUUAUGCACGCAUGGCCAAACCAGUCUUGAAAAAUUUCUACAAAUGGACGGUGACUUUGAUAAACCAAUGCUUUUCACUGCUGAAACUCCACAUAGAAAAUUUGUUGCGUAUAUUGACCCCGAAAAUAAAUUUUGUAUAGAGGAUAAAUUAUCACAGGUGGACGUCACCACACUAGGUAUCCUUGAAGAACCUCUAAAAGUGAUAUUUGUG